This is a messenger RNA of Lathyrus sativus (Indian pea), 627 nucleotides long. The record is from the annotation of a GenBank genome assembly. NCBI's taxonomy places the organism in Eukaryota, Viridiplantae, Streptophyta, Magnoliopsida, Fabales, Fabaceae.
AUGGGAACAGUUCUUGAAGCUGCAGUCAAGGAUACAAAUGGAAGCAUCCUAAAUAAAAAACCCACAGUUGUGUUUGUGCUAGGUGGCCCAGGCAGUGGAAAGGGUACCCAAUGUGCAAACCUUGUCGAACAUUUUGGGUUUACUCAUCUCAGUGCUGGUGAUCUUCUUCGUGCAGAAAUCAAAUCUGGCUCUGAAAAUGGCACAAUGAUCCAGAAUAUGAUCAAGGAAGGAAAGAUUGUUCCAUCUGAGGUAACAAUUAAGCUUCUGCAACGAGCAAUGCAGGAAAAUGGCAAUGACAAAUUUCUUAUUGAUGGUUUUCCUCGCAAUGAGGAAAACCGUGCUGCAUUUGAGAAAGUGACAGGAAUAGAACCAACGUUUGUCCUAUUCUUUGAUUGCCCGGAGGAAGAGAUGGAGAGACGGCUUCUUAGUAGGAACCAGGGUAGAGAAGAUGACAACAUUGAAACAAUAAGGAAGCGAUUCAAGGUUUUCUUGGACUCUAGUCUCCCUGUUAUUAAUCAUUAUGAUGCUAAGGGAAAAGUCCGCAAGAUUGAUGCUGCAAGGCCUGUUGAAGAGGUAUUUGAUUCAGUCAAAGCAAUUUUUGGUCCAAAAAAUGAGAAGGCUGAUUGA